Chlamydomonas reinhardtii is the source of this 2942-nucleotide messenger RNA. RefSeq lists its product as uncharacterized. Gene Ontology annotation, molecular function: glycerophospholipase activity. The coding region runs from base 64 to 2700 and encodes 878 amino acids. The transcript has 2 exons. NCBI's taxonomy places the organism in Eukaryota, Viridiplantae, Chlorophyta, Chlorophyceae, Chlamydomonadales, Chlamydomonadaceae. Gene Ontology annotation, biological process: ceramide biosynthetic process; sphingolipid catabolic process. The record is from RefSeq and is a predicted model, not a curated record. Gene Ontology annotation, cellular component: membrane; cell periphery; endoplasmic reticulum.
GUAAUUCACACGCACAGUGCUUAGUCCAACGCUGCUCUUAUCUACCUUUGCUUGCCAGGCACCAUGGAAGGCGUUUCUGAUGGCAUGGCUCAACUGACGCUCGGUCCACAAGAUGGUCCCGGAGAUGGUCUGGGCGACGCUGUAGCUCCUUGCCAUUUCGCACGGCUGGCGGGGGACCUCAUCCGUCGGGUGGCAUCUUUUCUGCACGCUAACGAUGUAGCGGCCAACCUGAAGCUAGUUUGCCGCGAGACAGCAGCAUGCUUGUGGGACUACAACAAAUUUGUCCUUGCGCAAAAGCCGACGCAAGCGGGGGACCCUGUCCUGGCGCAACCCAGCUGGCCUGGUCGGCACUUCGUCGCCCACUGGGGCAACCCGGAGCGCUGGGACGACCAUAGCGCCAAAGUGCGGCACACCCUCCUCUGCCUGGCCGCGUCAUCAAACCACCCGCCAAGCCUGGAAGUCGCGCUGCAGCGCUGCGGCUGCACCCUGGAUGAAUACGUGCUCGUGUCAGCUGCCGCGGCGGGCAACCUCGAUGGCUGCGAGAGGCUGCUCAUGGAUGGCUGCCCGCUGCAUGCAUGGCGCGUGGCCUACACUGCCGCCAAGCGGGGCCACCUGCACGUGCUGCAGUGGCUUGACAAGAGCGGCUGGCCUCUGGAUGACCCAGCGCGCGACUACGCUACUUGGGAUUCGGCUACAGCCGGCGCCUUCAGCGGGGGUCACCGCAAUGUCGUGGACUGGCUAGAGCAGCGUCUGGGGGCUGGCGGCCAGACACCGUGGUGGGGGCCCGAGAAGCUAGCGGCACAUGCAGCUGAAGCCGGACAUGUUGCCUUGCUCGAGCGCUUGGCGCCGCUAAUCCGGCCCCGGAACUGCCCCCAGCGGCAGGAGGUGCUGCAGACGACGGUGGCUGCCAUCGCGCGCGGCUGCCCGCUGGAGGUGCUACAGCGCUAUUACCACUACACAGGAGAGGCAGGCGUCAGCGGCGACGGCAGUAGCAGCAGUGGUAGCGGCAGCAGUGGCAGUAGCAGCGAGGGCAGCAGCGGCGGUCAGGCCACCGCCGGCGCGGAUGUCGCACGCGAGGCUGGCGCAGGCGGCGGCGGCGCCAGCGAUGCUAAUGCAGGCGGUGGCAGCGGCGGCCCUGGCGGGGGGAUCUGGGUCGGCCGCACGCCCCUGCGCGGCGCACGUGCGCGGUACCUGUUGUCGGCUGCGCUCGCCAGCCCGCUUCCCGACUGGAGUGAGAAGCUGGACUGGCUGCUGUCGCAGUGCGACCACGGCUGGCACGACGGCGCGCCCAUGCAGGUACACGUGUCAGUCCUGCUCAAUGCGCCCGAGGACUGCGACGGCUGCGGCGACUGCAGCGGCGGCGGCAGCGGCGGCGGCGGCGGCGGCAGCGGCGGCGGCGGCAGUGACGGCGGCGGCAGUGACGGCGGCGGCGGCAGUAGCGGCGGCGGCGGCGGCAGCAGGGGCUUGACCACGCGGCUCGUGAACUCGCACUGCGCGGGCAGUAGUGACGGGCAGGGCCGCGACUGCGGCUGUAGCCGGCACGGCGGCGGCUUCAGCGCGCGGCUUGCGGCGCUACGGCAGCGGCGGCUGGCACUGGACUAUACGUCGGACGAUGUACGGCCCGGCGCAGAUUGGAUUUACUGGAGUAAGAACGGCGUGGCGCUCCUCACACACCUGCUGUUCGAGGCAGGCGAGAUGCUGGUCAGCACCUCGCUCCUCAUGGAGGCGGCGCGGGAGCGCUGUCUGCCGCUGCUACGGCUGCUGUUGGCGGCGCCGGCGCUGGGCGUGGCGCGCUGGUCAAGGAGCCAGAAGCUGCAGCUGGCGCAUGCUAUGUUGACGGGCAGGGGCGCGUGGAGGGGGCAAUCGCACCUGCCUGACUCGCGGCUGCGCGAGCUGCUCGGCCUGAUGCGGGAAUGGGGGCUGUUGCAAAUGAUGGCGGCGCCGGGUGCAGACACACCGCCUGCGCCGGAGGCGGAGGCGGAGGCGCAGGCAGUGGAGGCAGCGCGGCAGCGGGCGUGGGACGGCGCGCUGGCGAGCCUGGUGGCCGUGGGCAUGACUCAGGGCAUGUUUGAGGAGCUGGAGCGGGCCUGCGGGACAGCAGUGCCCGGCGACUUGAAGCAGCUGGUGGUGGUGGGAGGCAGCGUCAAGCUGCUGCAAGUAGUGCUGAGCCGGCCGAGCCCGACUGCGCCGGUACGAUUCGACGAAGAGGACACGUGGCACGCGUUGGGUGCCAAUGCCGCUGCCGUGGUGUGGCUCAUGACGCGAAGUCUCGCGGAGCUGCCCUCACUUGAGUUUGUGGUUGAGCAGCUCAAGCGGGCGGACUCGGCGGCCGUUUUCCCACAGCUGGAGCUGUGGAUACGGCUGGUCAUCGGGUUGGCAUCAGUGUGCAUUGAGUGUGUGAAGGAAAGGCGGGGGGCGAGGGAGGCGGCGGCCAUCCGGGCCCGUGCUGUUGCAGAUGGUGGUGAUGGUGGUGAUGAUGAUGCGGAUGCGGCUGGUGCGGCUCUAGCGGCGGAGCUUGCAGCGCUAGGAGCGGGCGUGGCGACGAUCGCGUGGGCUGUGCAGGAGCGGCAAUGGGAUCGGCUGGUGGCGGCCGUGGAUGGCAAUAGCGAGCUGAAGCUUCCGCCAUACCAGCGGGAACUGCUGACGACUCGGACCAGGGCGGUGCCGCUGGCGCUGCGGCAAGGGGCCGGGGCGGAAUGACAUGCGCUUAGAGCAUGAGCGUCCUUGGCUUCGGAGGCUGCGAGGGCUACCCGUUUAGGCAUGCAGAUGUGUAUGUAGAUCAGGUAAGUCGCUAAUACAGGAUGUGUACGCGAAGGUGCGGUGAGGGCGAGUGGGUGCAGGCAGGACGCAAGCGUGGGAUCGUGUCGAAUUGCCAAAUUCCAGCUGUCCGAGCCUACAUCCCCCACGGCGACGAGCGUGACGCGGUGUCAUAUACCAGAUGU